ACUCAUAACGGGCAGGUCUGCAGCACAUGGGGUAACUACCACUACAAAACCUACGAUGGAGACCUCUUCCAGCUGCCCUACACCUGUAACUACGUGCUGUCGUCAUUGUGUAAGAGCAGCAGCGGCUACGAGGCCUUUAACAUUCAGCUGCAGCGCGGGGAGGUAGAUGGGCUGCCCACCAUCACCAAGGUUUCUUUGAAGCUGGAUGGAACCUUCGUGGAGCUGGCCAACGGUAACGUCAGCGUCAAUGGAUUACAGGUCACCAUACCGUUUGGUCAGUUUAACGUCUUCAUUGAGAGGACCGUUUCCUAUGUGAAGAUCACAGCCAAGCUGGGGUUAGUCAUCAUGUGGAAUGAAGAUGAUUCCCUCUGGGUGGAGCUGGACUCAAAGUUCCAGAAUCAGACAUGUGGGCUGUGUGGAGACUUCAACGGAGUCCAGAACGAGUUCAAUAGGAAUGAUGAUUAUCUGAAGACAAUCGACUAUGCCGAUAUUUGGAAGAUGAAUGGCCCAACAGAGACCUGUACAGAAAUCCCUGUUCACACUGAGCAGUGUGAAGACCAGACCAAACUUUGUGAGCAGCUUCUCACCAGUCUUGCCUUCAGUAGCUGUAAGGACCUGAUUGCCACAGACUCCUUCAUCAAGGCCUGUGCAGAAGACAUGUGUCACUGUGGCAACAGCAGCAGCAGUGUCACCUGCGCCUGUCCCACCAUGUCAGAGUACUCCCGCCAGUGUGCUCACGCAGGGGGGAAACCCCAGGAGUGGAAGACCGACCAGUUCUGCUUGGAGACGUGUCCUUUAAGCAUGCAGUACCAGGAGUGUGGUAGUCCCUGCACUGAUACCUGCUCCAACCCAAAGAGGAACCAGCAUUGUGAGGAACACUGCACCGACGGAUGCUUCUGCCCUGCUGGAACCGUGUUUGAUGACAUCACUCAGACUGGCUGUGUAGCUGUGAACCAGUGCUCUUGUCUCCACAAUGGACAAUCUUACCAGCCUGGACAAUCAUUCUCAAGAACAUGCCAUAAAUGUACCUGUAUCCAAGGCCAGUGGAGUUGUAUGGAUCUAGAUUGCCCUGCUACCUGCUCCAUAGUGGGAGGUUCCCACAUCACCACCUACGAUGGGAAAGCCUACACCUUCCAUGGAGACUGCUCAUAUGUCCUGUCCAAGCAAACCAACGAGACUGCUUUCACAGUCCUGGGUGACAUAGUGAAAUGUGGGAAGACGGACAUUGAGACCUGCCUAAGAUCUGUAACCCUGGUGACUCCAGAGUCCACGAUGAUCGUCAUCGAGGCCAGUGGAAGGGUCUUUGUCAACAAGAUGUUUUCUCAGAUGCCGCUUUUCAUGGCGGAUGUAAAGGUCUUUCAGCCCUCUACAUUCUACAUCGUUGUGCAUACCUCUUAUGGGCUCCGUCUAGAGGUCCAGCUAACACCUAUAAUGCAGGUCUACAUCGUAGCUAGCAGUUCACACAAAGAAAAAACCCAGGGUCUUUGCGGAGACUUUAACGGUGUCCAAGCUGACGACUUCAGAACCAUCAAUGGACUGGUGGAAGGAACCGCUGUGACUUUCGCCGACACGUGGAAGACCAAAGCAAGCUGUCCUGAUGCGGCACAGAACUUUGAGAUCCCAUGCAGUCUGAGUGUAGAGAACGAGAGAUAUGCCAAGCACUGGUGCUCAAUGCUGUCAGAUAGUGAAGGAAUAUUUUCCCAAUGCCACACUGAGAUCAACCCAAAUUACUACAAGGAAAUCUGCCUAUAUGACAGUUGUAACUGUGAGAGGAGUGAGGAGUGCAUGUGUGCUGCGGUCUCCUCCUACGUCCAUGCAUGUGCUGCUGCAGGCGUCCUGCUCAGUGGAUGGAGAAACACCACCUGUGGGAAGUACUCCUCUAGCUGCCCUGACACGAUGGUCUAUGACUACACCAUGACCAGCUGUGACCGUACCUGUCGUUCACUGAGCCAGACAGACUUCACCUGCCAGUUAGACCAUGUGUCUGUGGAUGGCUGUGGCUGUGCCGAGGGAACCUACCUGAAUGACCAGGGAGAGUGUGUCCCUGCCUCACGCUGCUCCUGCUACAAUGGAGGCACAGUAGUACCCCCUGGAGAGGUCACCAGGAUCUAUGGGGCUACAUGCUCUUGCAGACAAGGGAAAUUAAGCUGUACUGGAGAACAACAACAUUUAUCCUGUGAAGAACCAAUGGGUUUCUUCAACUGUUCUAGUGCAGGGCCCGGAGCCAAGGGCUCAGAGUGCCAGAAGAGCUGUCAAACACUAGACAGUCACUGUAUCAGUGCAGAGUGUGUGUCAGGCUGUGUAUGUCCUGAUGGUCUGCUGUCUGAUGGAAACGGAGGAUGCAUCAAGGAAGACCUAUGUCCCUGUUCUCACAAUGGAGUCUACUACCAACCUGGACAUGUGCUCAAAGUAGACUGCAAUACCUGAACAAUGAGAUCAGACUAGCAGAUGAAUCUGUAAAAGUGAUCAAACAAGAGAACGGGGUUGACG
Molecule: messenger RNA, 2490 nt
Organism: Oncorhynchus tshawytscha (Chinook salmon)
Lineage: Eukaryota; Metazoa; Chordata; Actinopteri; Salmoniformes; Salmonidae
Product: mucin-5B-like
Exons: 21
Coding region: 346-2427 (693 amino acids)
Cellular component (GO): extracellular matrix
Molecular function (GO): protein binding
Source: RefSeq, a predicted model, not a curated record